CAGAAACAGAACAUCGUGCGUGAGUCAGUCGCGCUAAGGCAAAUGUGUGCUAUAUGAAACGGUAUUCCAAGCUUUGAAAGCAUUCUUUGAUCUGUGUUAGAGAAGAAGGUGUCAGAGCGUAUAUCGCUUUAAAAGACUUCAUUGUUUUAUAGUUUGGCAGUCAGGUGGUCGAUUCCCAUUCAUAAAUCCGAACUUUAUUUCCACCGUGAUCUUUAAGUGUUUUGUGAUCUUUGUACAAUAAUGUUAUCAUCAAAUACUAUGUCUCGAUCUUCGGCAUUCAAAAUUACUUCGUCUGCGGCGGCCAGUGUGGCUGCAAGUGCAGCGUCCGUUUUGCAAGAACAAAAGUUGGCAAACAGUAGUGGUGUUACCCCUGUUGGACAACAAUUGGACAAAAGUGAAAUUAACGAUGCUGUUACUAAAGUUCUGCAAGGCUACGACUGGACUCUUGUGCCCAUUGCAUCAAAGGCUGCUUCAGAUAAAAGAAAACUUCAUGUUAAAAGGCCCAUGAAUGCUUUUAUGGUGUGGGCACAAGCUGCUAGAAGAAAAUUAGCUGAUCAAUAUCCUCAACUUCAUAACGCAGAACUAUCAAAAACUUUGGGGAAAUUAUGGAGGGUCUUAAGUGAAAAUGACAAAAAACCGUUUAUAGAAGAAGCGGAAAGGCUAAGAGUAAUUCACAAACGAGAACAUCCAGAUUACAAAUACCAACCGAGAAGAAGAAAACAAAAUAAACCUCACAACGAUGGCAUGCACCAAUUGCCGCAUGGUCAAAACGUUACUUUUUCUCGACAAAUGAAACAAGAAGAUUCUGCUUCCAGUCCAAGAAGCAACUCUUCUGUUUCUUCAGUAACAUGUUCAUCGGAAUCCGAUACUCCAAUAUCUCAGUUAAUUUCUGGUUGUGAUAAUCACGGUUUAGAUAUGAGCUAUCCAAGAAUAUCUGAAUUGGAAGGAGCUUAUAUUCCUGAAGACGGCUUGGACAGCAGCGACUUUGAUCAAUACUUACCUUCUGAAAACAACCAAUCCUACUCGUAUUCGCAAAACUAUUUAAAAGGAUUACAAGAAGAAGGUGAGGGAAACAAUAACUACAAAAGUAAAAAGUUAGGAUCUGAUACCUACACUCAUAACGAAUUUGAAGAAACAGCUGCUUUUAAUAGAUAUCAUGAGCUUCAACCUAGUUCAGUUAAGUGUGAAAGGUUUGCGCACUCAUCAAACCCAAUAUGCACUUAUCCAUCAACUAUGCCUACCAAUGCACCAUAUUAUUCCAAUGGUAGUCAGUAUUUACCAUCCUAUCAGUAUUUGAAUCAAAGAUCGAUGUUCACACCUACUGGGAGUACCAUUCCGAAUUUUAAUAUGGAUCCUAAUACUGAAUCAUGGGGAUCCCAUUAUUAAGUAAUAAUUUGUAAUAACCUACUAAAAUUAGAUAAAUGUUUUAAUUAGGUACCGUUUACAUAUUUUCUUUACCAUUUUUGCAUACUACACCAAAAAGCAAAAUAUAGUUUUUGCAUUUAAAGUGUACACAGUGAUAAAAUAUUAUUAAUUUAUUUACAAAUUU
Brassicogethes aeneus is the source of this 1549-nucleotide messenger RNA. The record is from the annotation of a GenBank genome assembly. Lineage: Eukaryota; Metazoa; Arthropoda; Insecta; Coleoptera; Nitidulidae.